Patiria miniata (bat star) is the source of this 1300-nucleotide messenger RNA. RefSeq lists its product as uncharacterized. The coding region runs from base 115 to 957 and encodes 280 amino acids. The transcript is spliced from 7 exons. The record is from RefSeq and is a predicted model, not a curated record. Lineage: Eukaryota; Metazoa; Echinodermata; Asteroidea; Valvatida; Asterinidae.
AUUUCCACUUCCACUGCUGCUGGGACUGAAAGUUUGAUUUUUUGGUCGCUUUGUGUCCAGAAUUUGGCUUUUUUGAGGAUUACAGGAGUUCUGUCUGGAUACUGAUACAUCAACAUGGCUCGCAUUGCGUUGGUGUUAGUGGCCCUGCUAAAUUGUUUCACUUCUUCAAUGGCCUACACGGAUCCUCUGUGCUCUCACCACGUCCAUCCAGACUACGGCUGUGUGGGCGAGUGUAUCUCAACAACCUCGUGCCCGGGGGGCAAAUACAUCUCCAACUUGUGCCCAACCCAGCCUGCUGGAGUUAAGUGCUGCUUCACAGCGGACAGCGAUAUCGAAUGCGUCGACUAUAACCACUGGCUAUACGGGCAAGUUGGACACUGUAUCUCCACAUCCCAGUGCCCGGGCAACACAUACAUCUCCAACCUCUGUCCCACCAAAAGCGCCGGCAUCAAAUGCUGCUUCAAGAAACCCACCGAUACCUGCUCAGCUUCAGGCAGUUGCAGUCAGACUGUGAAGUCGCUGGCCUGUCAGGUGCAGAGCCACAGCAGAAUCACGCUGCUUGCCAACAACAAGUACCUGAACACCCAAGGGGCAAAUGACGGAGCGGAUGCAGCAUCUAACAUACGGGACACCUGCAACGGCCAAGAAUCUAAGAUAUCAAGCUACUCCUGUUCGGAGGGUUCUGCGCCCGGGGGAUCGGUGUGUCUGAGCGCCAAGGUGUUGCAGUAUCUACUGGAUGUAGCAAACGCCGGGCAUAACAUUAAGGUCAAUGCCAUCACCGGGGCCUGCCACUCCAGAACAUCUCGCCACUACCGAGGCACGGCGGUGGACCUGCAGGUCUACAGUGAUUCCAACCACGCCGCCUGGAGGAGCAUAUGCUCGGCCGCCGGGGCAGUGGAGAACUUUGGGCCGCCGGACCCUGGCCACAGCGGUCACACCCACUGCGCGUUCCCGUAGUUAAAGAACUCAAGAAACAGGUGCCGGGAAAGUACUAACUUAAAGUUUUCCAUUGCAUGCAAGGAAAAAAUGCCAUUUAGUUGCAGCCAGUGAGCUGUUUGUUAAAUUAGAUAAAAUAUGAUUUUCUUGUUUUUUCCCCCAAAUUUGUUUACUAAUUUUUCAUGAUUUAUUUAGUGAGUUGUAGUUUUCUUAAUGCAUGUUAAAGACUAAUGGUUAUACAAUUCGUGUAAAAGUUAAGUCUGACCAAUUCAGAAAUUGUGCUAGAACUAUGAGAUGCCAAUAAGGCCCAAAAAAAUAAGUCUCCGGUUUCUGGUAUGGAGCUUGUCCAAAAAGUGGUGCGGCG